Molecule: messenger RNA, 1248 nt
Organism: Williopsis jadinii
Lineage: Eukaryota; Fungi; Ascomycota; Saccharomycetes; Phaffomycetales; Wickerhamomycetaceae
Gene: RAX1
Product: Rax1p
Exons: 2
Coding region: 1-1248 (415 amino acids)
Biological process (GO): intracellular protein localization
Cellular component (GO): plasma membrane
Source: RefSeq, a predicted model, not a curated record
AUGCUCGUUAAUGAAUCAGGGUCUCAGCAUUCGCUCGACCAGUUGGUGCUCAAUGAUGGCGCAAGAUCACCUGUUGUGGACUCGAGGUUGAACAGACUGCCAACAUUGUACGAGGUAUUUAACAGGCAGACUGAUUCGCCUGUUGAUCUGUGGAGCUUUUACGUCUAUAUGAGAGACUAUCAGAACGCGGUGGACUACCUGGACUUUUGGAUUGAUGCCAUCACACAUCUCAGGCUGUGUAAGGACUACGUUAGAGGGCUUCGAGAAAGCCUGAUCAUUAGUGAAAAGCACAAAUCAAGCUCGAGUGAAAAGAACAAAAACACUUCGAGUGAUACUGAUAAUAACGCUGAGGAGAAUAGGAAGUCUGUCACGUCAAGCUUGUUGCUGGAUGCAUUGCUGAACGAAGGGCUACUGGAUGAUACUGAUAACAGACGGGUCUCCAAUUUCCUUCAGGGCCAUGAAUUCAUACGCAAUUCUGACCCAAGAAUAAGUGAAAUCUUUGGGGAUGCUUCACAGCGUACAAGCCUUGUUGGUUCCAACGAUGGUAUUGCCACAAGUAAACGAGGCUCUUUGAGAGUACUACCUGAACAAUUGGAAAAGUACGUUGCAAAUGUUAAAAGUGGGAACAUUACACGUGCAACGCUAAAGUCAUCCUCAAAGAACAUUGUAAACACAUAUUUCCAGGAAAACUCAUCAAAGAAAUUGAUCAUCCCAGAUAGAAUCGUGAGAAAAAUCAAACAUGAUGUUGAAUUACAGGGACGUGAUGAUCCUGAUGUGUUUGAAGACGCAAAGAACUAUAUCUAUUCUGCGAUGGAACGUGACUCAUUUACGUACUUCCUUCAAAAGAAUUGUCUGCACAAUUUGAACUAUAGAUCGUGUCUCUAUAGACUAAUUCUUGGGCUCUUCAGUUUCUUUGCUGCAUUUUGGAUCUCCUACACACUGAUAUUUGUCAAUGUUCAGCCAAAGGCUAUAAGAGCAGUGAUUCUCGUACCAUUUUUCCUAGGUACGUAUCUUAUACUCACUUUCCUCUAUAAAUUGGAUCCAUUGAUGGUUUUCCUACGUUAUAGCGAUAACCCAGAGCUAAGAAGGGUUAAAACGGUCAAGAGAAGACAUUUCUUGAGAAACUUAAAAGAGCCAUUCGUUGUCAAGUUGUUACAAAAGAGAUCUCUAUGGGUGCUGUUCUUGGCUUGUGUCAUAAGUGCUGCGUUUAGUGUGCUGUUUGGUCUAGUGCCAGGCCACAGAAUAUAA